AGAUAAUGUGCUCCCUUCUGCUAACAACCACCACUCGCACGACACCAACCCUGCCUUCCGCCGCUGAAACCACCAUUCCGUCGCCGUCCUUGACCUCAGCGGUGGUCCUUCUUGCUCCGCCCUCCAAAGCGCCAUUAGCUGUUUCUUGCACUUCGGAGGCCCUUGAUAAAAGGAAUGAGACAAAUUGGGCUUCGAACUUGCGUUUUCCAGUGCAAGAUUUGAAGAGUGAUUACUGCAAUAUUGGAUGGAAAUCUUCAAUCACUAGGAUCAGCAGCCAAUCAUGUUUUUUGAGAUUGUUCUUACGGGUCGUGCAUGCCCUGAUUUCUAAUCUUAGGGUGGGGUCAGAUGUUUUUUAUGCCAGACGAACUAACAGUAACAAAGUUGGAGGUAUGAUGAUUAGAUAAGAAAUUUGCUCCUUUGUACACAAAGUGUGCGUUUUAGGAGGGCUGUUGUGUUUUCGGUUUGGAUAUA
Molecule: messenger RNA, 471 nt
Organism: Striga asiatica
Lineage: Eukaryota; Viridiplantae; Streptophyta; Magnoliopsida; Lamiales; Orobanchaceae
Source: the annotation of a GenBank genome assembly